UGGAGCGAAGGAAUAAAAACUUUCCCGCCUUGCGGAACGGCUUUGCCCUUCCCGCAUUUCUCUGGAGCCUUCUCCCACACUCUUAAGCUUAGAGGAUCCAUGUCUAAGAAAAGAGGCCUUUCUCUGGAAGAGAAGCGCGAGAAGAUGCUUCAGAUCUUUUACGAUUCUCAAGACUUUUUCCUUCUUAAGGAGCUUGAAAAAUUGGGUCCCAGGAAAGGUGUGAUUUCUCAGUCAGUGAAAGACGUUGUGCAAAGUUUAGUGGACGAUGACCUGGUUUCAAAAGAGAAGAUUGGAACUUCAGUCUAUUUUUGGAGUUUACCAAGCUGUGCUGGUAAUCAGCUGCGGAAUGUGUAUCGUAAACUUGAAUCUGAUCUCCAAACCAGUAAGAAUAGACUGGAAGAACUUACUGAGCAGAGUAAUGCAUUAAAGAAGGGAAGAGAGGAAUCUGAAGAACGAGAGGAAGCCCUAGCUCAAUUAAAAGCCAUUGAACUGAAGCAUAAAGAGCUAAAGGAUGAGAUGGUACAAUAUGCAGAUAAUGAUCCAGCAGCCUUUGAAGCAAUGAAAAAUGCAAUUGAAGAUGCUCAUGCUGCAGCCAACCGAUGGACAGACAACAUUUUCACUUUGCGACAAUGGUGUUCAAACAACUUUCCACAGGCGAAAGAACAACUAGAGAACCUGUAUAAAGAGGUUGGCAUCACGGAUGAUUUUGAUUAUUUGGAGUUGUCACCAGCUCCUCUGAGCUCAGUUGUCGAUUAAAGUGGGCAGAAGCUUCAAGCUGAUUUAACCGCAUGUUUUAUGUCUCAAUGAUUCCGAGGCAACAGUAUCAUAGAUCAUGGGCUACAGUUUGACUGAAAUUCACCCCAUAUAUAUAUAGAGCACUGUUCGUUAGUUAUACGUGGUAAAUAAGAAACAUGUCAAUUCUUAGAUUAAAUCUAGGUCCGUUUCCAGAACACCGAGACGUUUGCGAUGUUAUGUUGCGUUCAUGGCUCAUGAAUCUGUAAUGUCUUCUUAGGCGCUAUAAGCAUGUGAUCAAUAAACAUUUUUAGGCAUUGGAAUGUGUUCUUAUGCA
Cucurbita moschata (crookneck pumpkin) is the source of this 1069-nucleotide messenger RNA. Its product is annotated as meiotic nuclear division protein 1 homolog. Gene Ontology annotation, biological process: reciprocal meiotic recombination. Lineage: Eukaryota; Viridiplantae; Streptophyta; Magnoliopsida; Cucurbitales; Cucurbitaceae. The record is from RefSeq and is a predicted model, not a curated record. Gene Ontology annotation, cellular component: nucleus. Gene Ontology annotation, molecular function: double-stranded DNA binding. The coding region runs from base 100 to 756 and encodes 218 amino acids. The transcript is spliced from 10 exons.